Messenger RNA from Porites lobata, 18574 nucleotides. The record is from the annotation of a GenBank genome assembly. Lineage: Eukaryota; Metazoa; Cnidaria; Anthozoa; Scleractinia; Poritidae.
AUGUCCAAUAUCGAGUAUAACAAUUUACUUUUUGUAAUAAGCGAGAAGCUAGACCAAGAAAAUGUACUCGAGCGGUUGCGUUUUACGUGUAGAGAGAAAUUAGCGUCUGCAUCCAACAGACAAGACAGCAUCCAAGAUACGCUAUCGUUGUUUAAAGAACUAGAAGAUCGCAACCAUUUGGGAGUUGAUCGCCUGCAGGUUCUGAAAGACUUGCUCAAAGGUUUAAAAGAAUGGUCCCUUUUAGGAAAAGUAAAAAAAUUCGAGAGCACAAGAACAGAAUACAUUGGCUUGAAAGAGCAGAUUAUUCUCGUACUCGACGAACUCAAUGAUAUGGAACGACUGAUCUCUAUUUGCCGAAUGGAAUUUGCGGAAGCGAAUGAGAGCAACAUUCAAGACGUUCGAUCGCUGUUUGAAGAACUGGAAAGAAACGACUGCCUGGGGAUUGACUGCCUAGGAUUGUUAAAGGAGAUUUUGACCAAAACAGAACAAGGCGAUUUGCUAAGAAAUGUUGAGGGGCUCGAAGCAAGACGAAAUCGAGAAGAUGAGUUUGAAAAUCGAAGAGGUACUUUUUUCACUUGUUGUUACAUAAGGAUGAAUUUGAAUAUUCUAAGGCGUUUUCUGUUAUAUUUCAGAGCAAGUAGCUGAUUUCAUGUCUUCUGUUAGUAACAGACUGAUAGGAGGUAAGUCAACUGUUGAAAUAGAGACUGCAUUAACCCCAGCAGUAGCUAUAGGGAGCCGCGUUUUCUCAGUGUUUCUUGGAGUUACCGAUUUGUCUGGUCAUUUUGUCUGUUUGUGUUUAGCGUGUUCGCGUGUUAGUUUAGGCUCAGUUAAAGCUGAGUCACGCAAAUCACGCAAAUUCAUCAAGGAACUGUAAUGUGGUUAUUAAAGCGAGUGAGAUGUAAUAAGAGAAGCUUAAAAUAGUGAAGGAAUAUUUCACACACACACACACACACACACACACACACACACACCCACACUCACAAAGAACACGACAAAAGAGUACAACGACGAAAUAAAAAUAAAAAAAAAAAAAAAAAAAAAAAAAAAUUAAUUGCAUUAUGGUUCUAAAAAAAGUUACCCAGGGCAUGCCACUUUUUGUAGCAUAUUACUUUGAAUUGUAAUAAUACUAGGAAGAAAUACGUGUUUCUUUGGUUUUCUCUUAAAGAAAAAUGUCGCAAAUUUACUUCAUAUGAUUAUACAGCCUGAGUAUCUGGCGUUUCUUGGGGAAAGGGGGAAAGAUGAAGCCUGAUACUCAGGCUAAUGAUUAUAUUUCAUGAAAUACCUGUGAUUCUUUCAACGAAACCUGAAGUUCCAGCUCUGUUCUGUAGACAGUAUGCCUUUGUCGGUUACGUGUGGGUACUAUGCCGUAACUGGCGAAACACAUUCUGCAUGAUGGCUAUUACAGACUUGCUCGUCUUGACUACACAUGACUGGAUGACUUGAAUAAAUCCUUGCCACUGUAGGUGAUUGUCAGAUUUUCGAUAGAGCACGGAAGUAUGCCAUGAAAUACAAUACUUUCUGAACCAGGCACAUUCAAGCCACUUACGCUGAAAGAGUCAUAAAAAUAACAAUGAGUGAAGAAAUCUGAGCGUCGAGAAACCUUGCCACAUUCAAAGUCAAAUCCACUCACUGAGCAGUUUUAGCGUCAUUAAUAAAAUCAAGCAUUGUCUAUAAUCCGCGCUACUUUUAGCCUCCCCGCAGACGUCCUUUGGAUUUCGUUCGUAACGCAUUCAUUUCUCCCCCACGGACCGUGAGGGAGAAAUGAAUGCGUGACGAACGAGCCCCAAAGGACGUCUGCGGGGAGGCUACGUUACUUUUAAAUACAACACCGCUCAAGAAUUUGCUAAGUCGAUUGCAAGACCCUUCCGCUCCAGUUACCCGAGUUUCCUUUCCUCCCUAAUUUCUCUUAAGGCAUUUCCAUCUAUUUCCCUGUUCAACUCUAGCGAUUUUGUUUCAAUACAACUUAUAACAAAGUAAGAAUUAAACCAGCUGAGGUCACACUGGGGCUUUUUUUACUCUACGAGUACUCGGUAGAGUUUACCAUAGUUUCAGUCACCGGCUUUUCUCACUUUAUUAUGGUAAACGCCCGUCUAGUCUGUCGAGUUGGCAACGGCGGCAGGAUAAAAGCUAAGUUUACUAGCGUAAAUCGACCUGAAUCGAGUUCGUUAAUCAGAAGUUUAUCCAAACGUUUUUUUUUUUUGAUUUUUUUUUAGCUGACAACUUGUCAGUAUUCUUGAUAUGCAACUCUUUGAUUGCGCCAGCUUUACGCACAUUCUUUCUGCCAGGACCUCGGAUUUGUAGGCAACUAUUAUGACAUGUGAGACAACUAUUCAUUUACGUCAAGGUGAGUUUUUAUUCAACAUACUAUAGUUUAUUAUAUUUCUGAAUAGUAAACACACAGUCAUAUAAGUACCGCUAAUUCUUUUUUUUACCCUAACUGGGUGUUAUGUUUUGACGUUACCGAGUGACUUGUACAUGUUGACGGCACAUUUCAAACGUUCUAUUCUUUCUUUUCUAUUCAUUUCAGAGCUCCACCAUCUCGUAGUUUUAUUAUUCCCCCUGGCGGUUAUCUAGACGAUCGAACAAUCUAUGGUGGACCGUACCGUUUUUGGUCGAGAGAACGCUUCACCGUCUGCGAAUUAUCCAUACGUGCAGGGGCACCCAACGGAUCUGUUCCUCAAAAUAUCUGUUCUUCAUGCAAAUUUUUGCUGGCUGGGAGAUGUGGAAGAAAUAAUAGUCCUUGGAAGGAAAGUGUUGCUGGGAAAAAGAUAAUUCAGGGUGUCAGAGGGGAUUUGAAGUCUAGAAUAGCUGCUACGGGUUACUUGUAUGGGUUGCUUACCACUCAAGAUCUGAAUUGUGCCCUAUGAAACUUCCCAGUAAGUCAGGUUGCAGGUUGUAAGGUUGCUGGCUGGGAACUCUUCCAUCAGUCUUGCUGGGAGUGAGGAACAGAUAAUUUUUUUCCAGCAAUCUCCCAAAAUGCUUAAAAUAGUCUCAGAAAACUUUAUUCACGCUUUGUUGUUGUUUUUAGGUCUUUUUCUCAAAAUUUCCCGUUGGGUGCCCCUGUACGUGGGGCCAAGCGUAACAGCUCAUUUUCCAAUCUCGGUCGAACCAUUCAGAAAAAUCGAAACUGCUGGGCUCUCAGAAUAGCAAAAAUCAAAAGGAAAAGAGCCAGAAUCGUCGCAAUCAGCCACUCUGAUUCCAUGAGCGAACGGAGAAAUAUUUUGAAAUGACUUUAUACAAUCGGCAAUUACGCACACGAUAAAGGAAUGUCUGUAUUUAUUCUCACAAUUGACACAAUUGAAUCACGAAAAGCACUGCAGAAAGGUUUUAAAGUACCGUAUUUAUUCGAUUAACCGCCCUGGGCGCUUAUUAAAUUUUUUUACCUUGAGAGUGGGCGCUUAUUCGAGGUGGGCGCUUAUUAAUUAAAUUUUCACCGUUCUCAGCAAGUGUAGUAGUAUAUUUUGCAACAAAACAGUAAAUGCUAAUUACAAAAAGCGAAGAUGCAACAAAGCAAGGUUUCUAUAAAAUACUCUGAAGAAAAUUCCGUCUACGGCAGGGUCUCUUAUAAUCUCUUAUAUAUUGGAGUUUCUGUGGGAGGGAGUGGGGUGGGGUGGGCGCUUAUUCGAGGCUGGGCGCUUAUUAACUUUUUCUGCCUUAGGAUGGGCGCUUACUCGAGGUUGGCGCUAAUUCGAGGUUGGGCGCUUAAUCGAAUAAAUGCGGUAAACAAGUCCGCUUUACCUACCAUAGAAAAACUGUCGACAGUCGACUCCCGAUAACUCGAACCCUCGUUAACUCGAACUCCCGCUAACUCGAACCAAUUUUCGUUUUCCCUCAGGUCAUUUUCUAUAUAAUUUUACCCUCGAUAACUUGAACCAUGUUUUGAACCCUUAAAAAGUCGGGAAAAAAACCGUCCACGGGCGUCCGAAACAUUGAAUGUUGGAUUUCCCAUUGACGUGUUGUAGGAGUAUAGUUUACCAGUGGAGGCUGAUGUUGAUUGUCACAGGCUAACGUGAAGCAGCUUUUCUUCUCAAAACAGUAAAACGCGUGCUCUAUUUAGGCUAUGUUUUGUUACGUUACGUUCUGAUUUAUAAUCUAGAGGUAUCUUUUAAUUUUCACUUGACAUUUCUACAAUUAAAUGUGAUUACAAUGUUCACUGUGCAGUAAAAACUGUUUUUUACCUUACUCUCGGCUAUUUUCUUCGAACUCCCGAUAACUGGAACCUUUUUUCGAUUUCCCUUGAAGGUUCGAGUUAUCGGGAUUCGACUGUAUUUGUUAUGCAAAUAAAUGUCUCUGACUCUUUUUAUUUGAAAUAAGUUAUCCGUAAUUCGGUUGUCAUAAGUACAAGUUGAGUGGAUGUGGAUGUUGAAUUGGUACCAAUGAAUCUGGAACACGCCCAUAAAACAAGAUCCUGGUAACCCUUUAGGGGUGUUCUCGAAAUUUUCCGACGAGCACCCCCUUCACUUUUAUAGGGGAGUACCCCCCGGGACAUACUCUCAACCCCAUGUCAUAGUGGCUACCACCUUCCCUAAAGGGAGGAAGUAGCCAUAAAAACUACACAACAUUUUUUUCUCGCGCAUUAUAAGAGCUAGAGGUGAUACCAUUUGUCACGUGUACCGUGUGUGGAAGAUUGCGUGAAGAGGCUCCAGGGUAAUUUGUCCAAAUUACCAUGCACGUAACUUGACACCAAGUUAGACGUCUCAUUUUACAAAUCAGCGGAAUGUAGAAAUUUCAGUUAUUUGCUAGUUUUUACGUCAUGUUAUGAAGGUCAGCUGCAGAGCCUUGCAUCGCGAGAAAAAAAAUGGGCCCUGAAAGGUAACUUUGUAAAAAUGUAGGAUAUUUGCGUUUUGCGUUUAAUUUUGUAAAAGUGUCAUUUGUAAUCAUGAUUCUGACUUUCUUGCUAUAUGUUCAUUGUUACCAAAGUAAAUCUAUUAUCCGCGCCUUAUCUGACAUAGUUUGUCGAUAUUUUAUUGAGGCAGUCGAAAACAGUUCUUGACUCCUUGAAGGACUUGACCAGGAUGGGCCGAAAGCCUUUUUACUUCAGAGUUCAGAAUUAAAUCGUCACCCGACGCGAUUCUAUUGAUCUUUUUUCAAGAGUUUUUUUUUUUUUUUGCUUUUCAUAUUUUUAAACAAACAAUUUCGCCGUCUUAGCUUUCCAGAUAGCAAUACAUCAUUUCUUUGCGCUUUAGUGGGGUAGAAGUAACUGUGGUGUGAUUUUCUCCUUUGUUUACACGGUUUUCGCCUUGUUUACAUUUCACAUUCUUAUCGUGUACUGUGGCUCGAGGGGCUGGCUAUUUAAAAAUUUAUUAUUCGAAAGCGUUUUAAUUUGCAGUGCUGAAACUUCGGGUCUAGUUAAAAGAAUCACAGCUCUUUCAUGUAAGUGUAAUCAUAUUUAAAUUUGCGACAUAUCAGAAUCGAUUUUUCGCGGUAGUUGGACGUUAUUUCGACCGCCAAAACAGUACACAAUCAAGGUGCAAACAAUGAAGGCCAAAAACUAUAUUACAAAAUUUCUUUUGCAAUACAUCUUAUGCAGUCUUAACGUUUUGGGUAACUGGUUAAUGCAUGUGCAGCAUCAAGUCAAGAGGAGCUUUUGCGCAUGCUUCCUUGAAAAUUGUUGAAAUUUGCACCAAUUUAGCGAAUAAAAAAUGUAUUUAUAUCAAGGCAUGAGUUCAAACAAGGCCCAACUCUGCGCGAGCUCUGCUUGCAUUUCCGCGGUUACGUACUUUCUGAUAAGGAAGAGAUUUAAAGUAUAAACCACGGUGGGGCCAAACCACCCCAAAAUGGCUUAUCAAAACGUGACAAUUUCGAAUAAUUUAAAAUAACUUUGCUUGCUUUCACUCUUUCCCAACCAAACUUGGCCUGAAAAUACGAGACAUCAACGUCAAAUUAUGACGUCAUAUUUGCUAACGUCAUUCAUACGUAAAUUUUAAACUUUUGACUCUCCCAAAUUUUUAUAUCGUUUUUGAAAGAACUAUUCAAGGGAAGUUGAAAGCUGAAAAAGUUUUUUCAGUGUCUCAAGUAUGAGCUGAGAUAUGACAUUUUGAAUUUGGAUAAAUUUGGAGCACAAAAACGGGGUACCCCCUUUUAAAAUAAGUCUUAAUUUCAGAGUUUUAUUGUCGAGUCACCCUUGCUGUUUAAGUUACACAUAACACAUCUUUACUGUCGAAAGCUAAAGCAAGUUUUAUGACGUCAUAAAAUGUCACGUGAUCAAUUUUUUGGUUUGCUUAAAUUAGUGUUUUUGAGUCAAAAAACAAAAAACUAAAAUGACACGAUUUUGGCCAACUACAAAAUCACCUUAUUUUGCCAAAAACAGUGAAAAAAAUAUCAGAGGAGUCGUUUUUUAAGGAAAAGUAUGGUUCCGGGGGGUGAAAUCAAAUUUUUUUGAAGUCUUAUAACUAGGGUUGUACGUGUCGUAGCCAGAAACGGUUUUCACUGUUUUACUCCUCUUCUAAGGCCCUUUCAAAUGAUGUAAGUUUAUCUUUAAAUUAUAAACUGCAUUUAACCGAUUUUGGGGACGUCAGCCUUUGUGACGUCACAAUUUAACAUUUUGCGUCAAACAAAAACUUAAUAUCAUCUGGUCAGCAAUGGUAGUCUACCUGGAAAGUUUGGUCGAGAAAUGAAAAGAAAUGUAAAAAAUACGUAAAGUUAGCCUUAAUAAGGCCUUUGGGGGGUGGUUUGGCACCGCCGUGAACCAACAACUGUGUUGGAUAAAUUUGGCCACGGUUGUGGCAGGUCAACAGAAUCACAACACAUCGAUAUAUGUAAACUGAUUAACCUACCUAAUUUAAAAGUGGGGCGACAAAAAUCCGCGACAAGCCACACAAAAGAAGCGAAGCUCCCGUGAAAGCUGGAAAGCGAAACAUUGUUGGACAAUUGUAAAACUAUGAAGAAGAAGAAAAACAUUUCAAAACUAAACGUGACGCCAACGAAACCGCAUCCCUUGUCCCACGAACAGUGACAUUGAACGUCUGGUACAAAUUAGAGAGCUGACAAUCGAUAGGAAAAUUCGGUCUUAGAAUUGCAAGCCAAGUAGCAGCCCAAUGACUGACCUACCCAACCGGCAUAAGAACAAAUAAAAGUACUAAAAAACCGCCUAACAUUAAGACGAGGGAAACGAGAGGUAAUGCCAACCAAGUAACAGCCCAAUGACUGACCUACCCAACAGGCAUCUAUAACAGAACGAGCUAAGUCAUACAAAGCGAGGACCAAUGCCAGCCAAAUAGCCAGGGCCACCCAACGACUCUUGCCUGUAAAAUAUCUGUUCGGAGAAGCAAAUAUUGCCUAGAAUUUUCUUUUGCUUAAGGACGGCUAAAAAUUAAUAGAAGGACCGUUCCACUCAUGUUCAAUUUUCGAAGCUUAUGUAAUAAAUUCCCUGCGAUUUUCUGAAGUUUAAUUUUUCAUAUUUUACUACCCAGGUUACACUAUUUUCCAAGAAAAAGCCAAAAUUUUCGGAUUCUAUUCUAUUUCUGGAGACAGGAAUCUGAAUAAUUUUUAAUUUCGUAAAACGUUAAAUUGCACCUAAAAUUUUCUUGUAAUUUCGGAAGUACUUAAGUUCCCCUAGGAUGACCGAACAGAUUAAAAUUUUGUAGGGCCGCUUAGAAUGCAUUUCUAGAGAUCAUAAAGUACUCUGGAGGAAACCCUCGUUGGGUGCCCCUGAAUAGCAGCCCAAUGACUGACCUUGCCUAGUCCCUAUACCGCGUCUUUCCAAGCCUUUCUCGGUCAAUGCAUUUCGGUGACGUAUCCGUGACGAACGGCCGGGAGACGCCUAGACAAUCUCGGAGUGCGCAUGCGUGAGCAUUUGUGCAUUUUUGAAAAGUUCACACGGGGCGCUUUCCAUUUAGUCAAAAUUUCCGGAAUUUCCGGUUCGGAGGUAAAUGGAACACGUUUCGUCGGUUCAUCCCACUGGAAAAUUCCCAGAAAAAGUGGAAAAUCUAAAAAGGUGGGCCCGUUUUCCCGGUUGGUAACGGAAUGUCGUGUUCCAUUUACGUUUCUCGUGGUUUGUACCAGUUCCAGGUCCACUGUCGGGCACCGCGACCUACCGGGGUUUACGACCAAAUGGAACAACUUUUUACCAAUCGGAAAUUCCACUUUUGCUCCCACCGAAAUUUCCGGGUUUUUUUCCUAAAUGGAAAGCGCCCACGGUCGACUGAAAUAAUCUAUAAAUAACUUUGCGCGUGAAUAUCCUUCGCUUCAAGAUCGGCACUAUUCACACUAUUGCAAAAAUAACUAAGCUGAUUUCUGUUAUUAAAGAACGAAAAUAUUACUUUGAAUCGGAAAGAAUACUACUGUAACGUGCAAGUAAUUUCUCUUUUAGUUCAUUUUCAAAUGAACCAUUAAAAUGAUAUUUCUUUAUUGAUAAAAAGACUUGAAACAGCAGUUUGUUGACAUUCUACCAAAUUAGACCAAAUUCAACAGCCUGUCCGAUUAGUUUGAUAAGCUUCCAAAUCCAAAAAUUAAAUUACAUAAAAUAUUUUUGAAGUGAAAUGAUGACGAGAAAUUUAUAGGAGCAAGCGAAAAUAGAGAAACGAAAGAUAGGUUUUCAUAUCCAAGAAUAAAUAUAAACUUAUUUCUUUAGCUUACCUUCCGAUUCUUGAUCAAAUAAUUUUUUUGCGACGCUGUUUUGCUUAGCCUGCAAAUAGUUUUUGAGAUGAAAUAAAGUUCAAAUUAGUUUAAUGAGAUAAAUGAAAAAGAAAGGCCAAAAGACUUUCAACAAUGAAAACGUGCAUAGAAUAAAAAUGGUCGGUUUAUCCUGUGUACUCUCCAUAGCUGCUGGACAUCUUUCAUCAUCACGGAAAAGUUAUUGACAGCUCGCCCGCUUCCAAAAGCUCCGCCCCAAGUGAGACAAAAUGUCUCACUUCUCCGAGUUUGUCUAGGCCUCAAAAACUUCCUCGGACCACGUGACCCUAAACGCAUCGGCCGCGCAUAAUAAUGAGGCCUAGGGACUAGACAAUGACUGACCCAUUCAACAGGCACAGAACAACAACAGGCAACAACUGCAACAGGCGUAAAAACAGAAUGAAUAAGAUUAGGAACUAACAACUUAAAGGUUGGUAAAAAAUGGUUUUCUAAGCUCAUCAAGUAGCAGCCCAAUUGUCUGACCUACUACUCAUGCUAAGUUGGGCAAGGAAUAUGAUGCAGGGAGAAUUGUUGGUCCUUUCACAGCUCCCCCCUUUCAAAAUAUUCGUUGCUCCCCAUAGGGUAUUGUUCCCAAAAAGGAUCCAUCUGCGUUUCGAUUAAUACACCAUUUAUCUUACCCCAAGGGAUCUUCCGUAAAUGACUUUAUCCCUGAUUAUUGUUCUACCGUUAAAUACGCAUCGGUAGGGGAUGCGAUGAAGUUACUCAAGCGUUUAGGAAAGGGUUGUUUUAUGGCAAAAACCGAGGUGAAAUCUGCUUUCUGUAUAAUUCCUAUUCACCCUGCCGACUAUUCCUUGCUUGGUUUAAAGUGGAACAACAGGUACUACUUUGAAAGGUGCCUCGCGAUGAUGGGGCUUUCCAGUUCCUGUGCUAUUUUUGAAGCAAUUAGUACGGCACUCGAAUGGUUGUCCAUAUAAUCGUCUUGGUGCUUGAGCAGUUUUACAUAUUUUAGACGAUUUUUUGUUCAUAGCCCAAAGCAAAGGACAAAGUGAACACGACUUAGAUAAUUUUAUUUUGAUGCGGCAGUACCUUGGCGUUCCUUUGGCCCCUGAAAAAACAAUGGGUCCCGCGACUGUUUUACAAUUUGCUGGAAUUACGCUUGAUUCUGUACGCCAAGAGGCGCGCCUACCAGAAGACGAACUUCAAAAAUGUCGUCCGAUGUUACAAAAUUUCCAGGCCCGGCGCUCCGUCUGCCUAAAAGAACUCCGAUCACUGAUAGGUUUAUUGAAUUUUACAUGCCUCGUGGUUGUUCCUGGUCGAGCUUUUCUUCGUCGCAUGAUAGAUCUUACCAAAAGCGUCAAUAAAAAAACGGUCUUUCACGAGGCGCUAAAUCAUGCUUUGGCUCCGUUUUCUUGACGAUUAACUGUUCAACCUAACAGUUUUUGAAAUUUUAUCUCUGCUGUUUGCAACUUCAAAAAUAAUGCUCAGGAGACAUUUGUUUGUGUCGAGUCUCUGACUUUGUCAUUUACAUGUAUUUUCGUUACUUACUUUAAGUUCCAUAGCGAUUGAGGGCGAGUAAUUGGCAAAAUUAAAUAAAACAAACUGGACUGCCGUGACACAGCCUCUUUAAACCAGUGGAGCCUUAAUAAUUCUUCUUACUUUUGUUUUUCCAAAUAAAGUUGAAAGAAAACAUUUGCGGCAUUGUUAAGAUAAACAGUUUCGCCUUGGUGGACAAUUCUUAGCUGGAAAUAAAUAACGCAUAAUUUUCUGAGAAGAACCAAAAUCGUUAUGUUGGCUUCAGAUACAAUCAUUCUACGCUGAAUCUUAGCUGCCUUUCCUUAGUACUACAGUUGUGUUAAAAUGAGAACAGUGUCUAAGAAGAGAUUUUUACUAUAUGAUUCGAAAUAGCGCAAACUGCUUAAAAGUGCCUUCGAACAAUCGUGAUGAACGAAAGUAUAAAGCGAGCGUUAACGUCAAACAUUAUAUAGUCAAGAGCAGUUUACCAAAAACUUACACAUUUCUGUCUUUACUUUAGUUUUGAAGAUUAAGACGAUAUUCAAAGUGGCUGCAAGUGGUUUUACAGUAGCUUAUGCCCUGGAGGUAUUAAAUCGCGGGCUCACAUUUGACCAGCUCGUUGCUGGAGUUAAUGAACUCGUUCUUCCUGUUGGCACCAUCUUGAGACAAAUAACUGAGGGCUGCAUCUGCCUCACAGUUCAAGCUGAACGUCUUGCAUCGCUUAAGGCUUUGUGGAGUCUGUAUAAAAACGGCACGCUUAGAGAAAGGUUACAGGACUUCUUUGUCACUGAUAAAGUACGCGAAGAGCUUGCCGGUGGGGAGGAAUUGGAGGCGAUUGUGACCAUUGAGGAAGAAGAGUACCAGAAGGCUUUUAGUGAGCUGUCCAGUAAAGUGGAAGGUAGGUUUUACUUUUCAGUUCAAUUACUAGAGCUUAAUCAUAUAAUGCGGCUCUAAACUUCUGUGGGAACCUUGUCACCUUCCGUUCAAAAGUCAACAGUUUCGAUCCUGGGGUUAAUCUUUACGGAGAACAUUUCACGUCAAAUAAUAACUUUUGCGUGAAGUUUUUUUUUUUAGGCGGAUAGUAAAAGUAUAGCUGCAGAACUUCUCUCUUAAUAUAUAUUUAACAUCUAUCACACAGGCUACUUGUGGGCGGUAAAAAGCACCACUCUUCUUUUUUACAAUAAAAUUAAAGAACCGCAUUUAUAUCUCUUUUGUAAAAUUUUAGCAGGAGCUGACCGUUUCAUAGAAGGGAGGCCCAUGAGAAUUCACCGAAGAAAUUCGGAUUCUAGCCUGUACUGCAAAACACCUUAUGCUGAAGCUCCAAAGCAAACACCUGUCUCAUCAGAGAGACCUCCUAACAGUCAGUCCAGAUUUUUAGAUCAAGAAAGACUUGCCUUCGUUCAGAGUUAUCUGGAGAAAGCCGAGGAUGUAAGGAGUAUGGUAGCUGAAUCAAGUGACAGUGGGAUACCUGGCACACAUGGCACUCCUUCUGGGUUUGGGGUGGAAGAAACAAGUGGUAAGCAAACACCUUACUAACCGUUAGGGUCCUUCUUUUUGUUUUUGGUUGCUAUUAUCAUCUCCACUGUAUAUCAGAUCAUAUCUGUCAGUUAUUGUCUUAACGCCGACUUAGUGGGUGGAAAUCCGCUACAGUCAAGAAAUAGUUCGCCGCUACCAGAGAAGGUCCAAAAAAGACGCGCGAAAUGUUUACCCCCGUUUUGCACGGCUCAGUGCAGGAAAACUUGAUGCAGGGCGCGUGUUUUGUCAAUAAAGGCGGGAAAAAAUUAGCAAAAGUAGAAACAACAAGGGCCAAAUUUGCAGUGAUUAUUAAUAGAGUUACGCUUCAACAUAAUAAAGAAUUAAUUAUGUUUUUUUAUUAUUAUUAUUUUUUAAUGGUUUUAUAACUAAAUAGUCCUCGGAACGUUUUAUGUCUAGAAAAUAUAUCUAAAGGCUUUUUAAAGUUCUGUAAGAUUAUAUCAAACCUGGUACUAGUUCAGAUCAUUGUCUCAAAUCUUACAAACGUGCAUAAACUUGCCGUAUAAACUGUGCUCGACUUCAUGAAAUUAGAUAUAAACAAGACGCUACGGAGCGUACACUUCGGCGUCGUGGUUGUGGAACUCACUAAUUGUAAAUGCGCAGGAAUAGUACGAAAUGAAACAUGGUAAGAGUAAGGUGUUAAUUUGGGAAAUUAUGGGAAUUGUCAGGAUAUUCUGAAAAGAGCAACAUCCGAGAGGCCCAGUUGCCAAACACUAACAUUUCGGGACAAAUUAUCACUGAGAUACUAGCCCAGUUAUGCUCUGAUGACUUCUAAAUUUGACUUGGGUCUAAACCUUUAGACCUAAGUCAAAUAUGAGGUUACUGGCGGUGAAUAACAAGUCUAACAAAACAAACAGUGAAAAAAGAAUUCUCUAUUUUUCUUAGGCACAUCAGGCUUUAAAAACAGCAUAGCAGUCACAUGUACUGAUUAAAGAUAUGUAAGGCAUGGGUAAGGAGUCAAUUACGUUGAGCAUGGAAUUGGCUAAAACUCAAUGUUACGAGUUCGAAUGUUUUGAGGAUAAUUAUUCACUGACUAUCAGCAUGCAGGGAUGUCGGAUUAACACAAGGAAGUUUAAUAGAGUGUUUUCACAUGACGUCACGGCGGCCAUAUUGGUGUCCCAAAACAAUGAAAUGGCGGCCAUGUUGGUGUCUCAAACCAGUCCUGUGGGAGUUGAACUCCUUUCUUAUGCAAAAGCUUUCUUUUGUUCCAAAAAAUUUGCAUAGAUGCUGGCCAUGUGAGUGAAAACACUCUAUACCAAAGGAACAUAGCCUUUACAGAGCUUUAAAACACAGCAUCCGCCAACAUAAACUUGACUUGAGCUUAAGUAAAACUACAUAGCCUCUGCCAAUAAUAACAAACUCUCACGCGAACUUCAGAUAUCUUACGGCUUCCGCCAACUUGUAAACACAGAACUUGAAAAUCGACCUUCGUCGCAUUUGGCUAAACUCAGCAGUCCAGCUCGUGGGAAAAACCUUAGUUCGUCAAAAGAACUCGCUUGGAACUUGUAUACCGUUUGACAUAAGGUUCUAGAAAAUACUAAACAGGCGAAUAGUAGUAGCUUUUCGACAUAUUUGUGAUUUCAGUAACUAAUGCAAAUCUGCUGACUCAUGCUGAAAUGUAGACAUGCCCUAAUUAAUUAUUCAUGAAUAAUCCAAAAACGUAGAGAACGUUCGAGAAAGUCACGCAACGCGUGAAAGCAAUUUUUACUACGUAACACUCAACAAAGACAAAAUGUCUUUGUGAAGCAUUUGUAACUUUAAAUUCAUCAUAAAACAGUUCGAAAGGAGGGCUCACUCGUGAAAUGUUUGAACUUGCAAGCCCAAUCUUGUCCCGAAACUAGUGCAUCAUUUCAUAACUGUUUUUCAUAUCCCGAACUACCCUGGGCCGCAGUAGCGCAAUCGGUUAAUCCCUCAACUUAGAGUCUUCUUUGAUCUGACGGGUGACACGGGUGAGUCGGUUCAAACCCUGGGAAAGCCAAAAUAAUAAUUCUUUCUUCCUCGAAAAGGUUAAAGAAUAAAUCAAACAAAUCGAAGUGAUCUCGAGAUAUCUCGAACUAAUUCGGCUCUCACUUCGUCAAAUAGCCGAAUAAAACCGAAUAUCUACGGACUUUGCGUGCCCCAUCUCGUCAAAGAGAGUCAACUUUGAAACAUUCCUGAGCGUCGCGAAUCCUUUACUUCGCUGCGGCUCCGCCGAAGUAAAAAACAAACAUCAAAUACAAUAAUUACUCAGGCUUAUCAUGCGAGAUGCAGCUCCUGAAAGCUAUCAAGGAAGGCCAGAAUCGCUGGAGACUUUUGAACCUCUUACGCAUCAAGCAAGGUGAAAAACGAAAACGAUGCCAUCCCAAAACAGAUUUCCGACUUUGACAAGCGACGCAUCUCUCAACCAAAAAAACAAUAAACAAACUAGCCAUGAAUAACAGAAGACUAUUGAUAGCAGCUGUAGUUCAUUUCGCACAUCCAGUGGAAAAAGACAGUUAAAAACAUCGCAAGUUGACACAAACCUCUGUCAGCUUCAGCUGUCAAAGUAAACAAGUUUGAAGAUGCUGCAUGAAUUUUCCGCAUGAACUCACCUGUCAAAUUUUGACCAAUCAGAGCAUAAAAAUUAGACGUAGAGCGUGACCAACGCGUGACCUUGGUAAGAAAAGGUCUUCCCCGCCUGUAUUUCUAAAUAACUGGCUGAAUGUUCGCGUCCGAGGUUAGUUUGAAAUCAAAAUCUUAAUAGUGCGGGAACGUAGUGACCUAAAUACAACAUAUAUCAUAUGAAUUUUUAACAAAAAUAAACUUGAGCCUGCAAUCAUUUGAAAACUAGUAACUUGUCAGCGGAUGACUUCAUAAAAGUAGUCGACCUCGAUGGGUCGACACCUGAGCCCGCGAUACGGUCAGGUGAUACUGGUCAUCGGAUAACUUGUUUUGACAGCUGUCAAUUGAUCCAUGGAUAUUAUCCCUGAUUGAUCACAACAUUGAUGUGCAAUCAGUUUUCUCUGAUCCUGGGCAAUGAGAAAUCCUAAAUUGACGAAAAAAGCCAUUGAUUCAGCCAGUCAUUCGAAAUGUUGGAAGCCAACGUUUGAAUCAAUUAUCAACAAAAAUACGUCCUAAAAAGAAUUAUAAAACUUACAGAAAAGACCUUCAUGGAUGUAGUAUUGAUAUUCAUAAAAUAGUUGGAAAUCUCCCAAAACCAAAAGCUGGAUUCACUCCAGAAAAUUACAAAUACAUGGGGCCUUAUAAUCCAUUAGAUCAACAGUUGACGAAACUUGAGCUACUCAUUUACGACGCGCCAGACAAGCAAACGCAUUUGAUAACCAGCAAUGUUAACCGUCUCUGAUCGGAUUCAAAUCCCUUCCAAAACUACUUAUAAAGACACAUGAACAAAGGAAAAUGCAUCUUAUUAUUUUACUAGCUAAUCAGCAUAAAUACAUGUAAUUUUUUCUAUUAGCUAUUACAGCGUUCGGGCUCCCUGUGUAUUAAACAAAAUUAUGGUAACAAACCUAAAUUAUUAUUUACUGACACAGGCAGUUGAACUUGUGAAAUUGAAGCUGAUGAUAUGUAUAAAGACUUUUGAAAAAAUAAAGAUAAAUUUUAUAGUAGUGAUUAUUCAGAAAACUCUCAUUAUUUUGACAAAAGAAACAAAAAGGUCACUGGUAAAUCUAAAGGUGAAGCAGCAGGCAAGCCUAUUAUUGAAUUUAUUGGAUUGAGAUCAAAAAUGUACUCUUAUAUAAAAGAUGAUAAAAAAGUGGAAAAGACAGCCAAAGGAAUCAAGAAAAUGUGAUAAAAAAGAUACAAAACAUGAAAACUAAAAAGACACACUGUUGAAUCAUAUGAAAAUAUAAAAACGAUCAGAAGUCAAAAUCCACAGCAAGGAAGUGAUGAAAUAAAUAAAAUAUCACUAAGCUGUUUUGAUGACCAACGCUACAUACAUAAAAAUGUAACAAGUUACGCUUAUGGCCACUUUGUGAUAGAAUAAUUCUUUAUUUUCAAAACAUAAUCAUUAUUUACUUUCAAAAAUUUGAUCAUUUUUUGUUUUACUAUAAGGGCCCAUUAAUACUUCAAAUCAUAAGUUGGAAAUAUUUGCUUUCAAACGCACUUGUGAAAAUAAAAAAGAUAUAGAUUUGAAAAAUACGCUGGUAUCUCAAUAAACCAAACCACAAAAACCAACCCAUUUUAAUUGUGUUCUGGUACCCCCAUAUACUAUACUAAUAAUUAUAAGAAAUCUUAACUAGUCCAUACCUGACCCCCUAGACAAUGUAAUUAAAAUGAAGGGUCAGCUCACUAAAUAUUAAGGUGAUUUUAAAAAUAGAUGUACCGAAAACGGUGUGCGUAAAAUGUAAACAAACGCCACCAUGUUGAAAGUGACGAAUACUUAUGUCCCUUCACUAGAAGUGCGUGUCUCUGUGUUAUCGUUUGCACACUCUCGGCUGGAGUUAAUUCGACUUGUACAUUUUCUGUAAAAGGAGCCACAAUAAGUGAUGAACGACCCAAACCCAAAGCCAUUUCACGGAAAAUUGGGCCUCAUUCCACGACUAGAGCAAAUUAUCCGCCGCUAAGUUAGCUUUGUAAGUUUAUUGUAAUUCGCAUCGCGCGUAGCCGUUUCACGUGGAUCGCUAAGCGUGGUGUAGGGUACGGACCAUUAAAAACGUUAUGGAGAGUGGGUGGGGCAUUUUCAAGCCGCAUGAAUUUUUUUCCGUAAAUAUUUCCCUUGAAUCUUUUUUUAGGCCAGUGUUGAAAUAUUUUUAGGGGCUACUCCGUGUGCAACGUUUGUGUUGCAAGAAUUUUUUUUCUGCCAAGCGCCCCUCCAUUCCCCCCCCCACGGGUUGGACUGAUGUAAUUGAAAUUAUAAUUACCUGCUUCGUUUAGAUUCUUACACCAAGUGUCUAUGUAAGACGAAACGAAGUCACAGAUCACAGCACGUGAUGUGGCCUGAUGUCGUCAACCACUGACUCUCCUGGUGGAAAGUCAGCUACUAAAUUAAUCACAAAUAAAACACAAACAACGAUGAUAAACAUAGUGAACUUACGCACUUUUAUAUAAACUUCACGUUGAGUAUGAUUGUCAACAUACAUUUCCAAAAGUAACCGUUACAGAAAUUGACCAAGAUAUUAACUCAAAAGUGAUAAGGGGUCUAGAACUGAGAUAAAGAAUAAAAUCUUAACAAUAAAAAGCAUCGGCUUUGCACCGCUGAUGGUAGCCUGCGAACAGGUUCCCAAGUGGAGCAGGGCGGAAAUGAAAAUCCGCGAGCCUAGCGUGGCCUAGGGGAGAAAACAAGGGGGAGGAGCCUGCAGACUUUGUUUUCAUGACGCCCAUCCAUGAUACCAGAUUCUGCUGGUGUCAUGAUCUGAUUGGUCAGAUCGGUAGCUGUUGACAAGUGAGCGAUGAACAUUGACAGAUGUUUGUCAAUGCUAUGUGACGCGUUACAAAUUUGCAUUUCCCCAUUCCGCGAAAAAUACCAAAGUGCAUUCAACCGCUGUUGAAGCCGACACAUCAUAAUUUGACAGGUCUUAUUACCUUUUUGACAUGUUAUUCUCAAACUCAUUAAUAAUUCAUGAAGAAAGUACAAAGGAAAUUAAUGUGUAAUACGUGUUUGGAAAUCAGAUGAAAAACUGUUCAUUUUACAUCCUUAAUUUUUCCUACUAAAACCAUUUUGUUUGAGAAGUAAUAUCAAGCAUUGGACACAGUAUUUCAUCACCAGAUGAAACACCUCGAAGUUCGUCAAAAAUAUUCCGCUGCGCGUUGUAUUUUCAACUGUCUUGUCCUGCGUCUCAUGCUUGAUAUCCAGGAUUACUUGACAUAUGUGUUGCAGGAUAAUUGCAAGUGGUCGGAUGGGCGUCAUCAAAACAAAGUCGUCUUUUUCGCCCCGCUCCACUUGGAAGCGUGUUCGCAGGCUACCCUAAUGUUGAAAUCAAAAGCUGGCCGGAGCUCGUGAGUGAAGCAAAAUUUCUUAAAUGACUUAACCGUAUGAUAAUCAGACAGGGGCACCCAAUGACUGAUUGUCUCCGGCUCAGAAGUGUUUCAAAUGGUUUUCUCUAUGCUGUAGACGCCUGUUUGUUUAAUUUGAAGCUGCCCUAAAAACUAUUUAUCUGUUCGAUUGUUUACUUAUACCCAUUUCCUGACAUCCUUUCAUAAUAACAAGAGCUCAUCGUUGUCUUUCUCCUUAGAACCCUCUUAUAAACUUCAUCUGAAAGACCUUUCUCAAAAAGUGAUCGUGGAAUUAAAGUGGCGGCUUGAAAACGACCCAACUGGUAAAAAGUGGUUUUUGGAAUCAUUCGGCCUCGCCCCUACCAUAUCAGAAGUAUUGGAGAACAUCGAUGAAUUGUUCCCGGACACCCCUGCAAAACUACUGAAAGAAGUGUUUGAAGCCCUGGAAUUGUAUGACCUCGCAGAAUUAAUGGAGAAGGCGAAACGGCGUACGCUUCGACCUGCUUUUCCUCUGACAGAGUUAAGAAAAACGCUCAAUGCGAGCAAACGUCCUACGAGGUUUUACAGUAAGGUAGCAGUUUUGAUCUUCGAUGCAGAAGCAGAUCAAGCCGACAGUAAAGCUCAAAACAUUGGCUCAUUUUUUCAAGGCUUUAAUUCGCAGAGCAGAGUAACUACAGUAUCACUGACGUCAUUAAAUCGAGCAUGUGCGGUGGUAAAGAAGUGGCGUAAAAUCGAGGGUGACUUCGAGACUGGACGGCCGCAAGAGAUUGAGAAGAGGUUAAAAACGGAGCUGCAAGGCUUACAACAAAGCACGAGGGAUUUGAUAGAAGUGCUUGAAGUUGAAGGGAUGAUGAUAACGAGGGCAUCUGUGAUGGAAGUGAAAAAAAAUGAAGAACUGCAGAAGUACAUAGAAAUGAGGAAAAUGAAAAAGAAGGACAGAAAAGUAACUAUUGCGAACAUUAUAGGCGAGACGACGCAGGAACUACAGAAGGAGAGGGAAAAAUUCAAAAUGACGUUGGACAAAUGGACACCCAGUGAAGGUUAG